AUGGAAGUAAGAAAUCGGACAGGAAAUGUCAGAGUGUGUGUGCGUUCCAUUCAGAGUACUCAUAGAUUUGUAAGUGAAGAGAAAUGUAGGACGCCGAUUGCCAGAUCCGGCCUUCCGGGAGCCCGGUGUCUGCUGCUUUCGCUUCUGCUCCUCGCAGUCUGGGAGUCAGGGAGCGGCCAGCUCCAUUACUCGGUCCUGGAGGAGGCCAAGCACGGCACCUUCGUGGGCCGCAUCGCGCAAGACCUGGGGUUGGACCUGGAAGAGCUGGUACCCCGCCUAUUUCGGGUGGCGUCCAAGGGCCGCGGGGAUCUUCUGGAGGUAAAUCUGCAGAAUGGCAUUUUGUUUGUGAAUUCUCGGAUCGACCGGGAGGAGCUGUGCGGGCAGAGCGCGGAGUGUAGCAUCCACCUGGAGGUGAUCGUGGACAGACCGCUGCAGGUUUUCCAUGUGGAGGUGGAGGUGAAGGACAUUAAUGAUAAUCCUCCGAUGUUCUCCGUAACAGAACAAAAGAUCUCAAUAUAUGAGUCUAGACUGCUUGACUCUAGAUUUCCGCUGGAAGGUGCUUCCGAUGCAGAUGUUGGAGAGAACGCAAUGAUCACUUAUAAACUCAGUUCAAACGAGUUUUUCAUUCUGGAUAUUAUAAGCAAAAAAGACAAAGGCAAAUUCCCAGUGCUUGUUCUGAGAAAACUGCUAGAUCGUGAGGAAAACCCACAGCUUAAGUUGUUACUGACGGCAACAGAUGGAGGCAAACCUGAAUUCACAGGAUCUGUUUCUGUGUUCAUUUUUGUGUUAGACGCCAAUGAUAAUGCCCCUACCUUUGACAGAUCUGUUUAUGAAGUGAAGAUGUAUGAAAAUCAAGCGAACCAAACGUUAGUAAUAUGGCUAAAUGCUACUGACAUGGAUGAAGGAAUAAACAAGGAAAUGGUGUAUUCUUUUAGCUCUUUAGUUCCACCCACUAUAAGAAGAAAAUUUUUAAUAAAUGAAAUGACAGGAGAAAUAAAAGUAAAUGAUUAUAUUGACUUUGAAGAUAGAAACAUUUAUGAAAUUCAUGUAGAUGUUACAGAUAAAGGAACUCCACCUAUGGUCGGUCACUGUACUGUCCUAGUAGAAGUUCUUGAUGAAAAUGACAAUUCUCCUGAGGUAGUUGUCACUUCUUUGGCUCUCCCAGUAGAAGAGAAUGCUCAAGUGGGCACCGUCGUUGCUCUAAUUAGCGUGUCUGACCAAGACUCUGGAGCCAAUGGUCAGGUGGUUUGCUCCCUGACACCCCACAUUCCCUUUAAGCUGGUGUCCACUUUCAAAAAUUACUAUUCAUUGGUGUUGGACAGCGCCCUGGACCGAGAGACCAUAUCCGAGUAUGAGUUGGUGGUGACAGUUCGAGAUGGGGGCUCGCCUUCACUGUGGGCCACAGCCACCGUGUCCGUGGAGGUGGCAGAUGUGAACGACAAUGCGCCAGUGUUCGCGCAGUCUGAGUACACCGUGUUCGUGAAGGAGAACAACCGGCCAGGAUGCCACAUCUUCACGGUGUCUGCACAUGAUUCGGAUGCGCAGGAGAAUGCACGGGUGUCCUACUCUCUGGUGGAGCGGCGGGUGGGUGAGCGUGCAAUGUCGAGCUAUGUAUCUGUGCACGCGGAGAGUGGCAAAGUGUACGCGCUACAACCUCUGGACCAUGAGGAGCUGGAGCUGCUGCAAUUCCAGGUGAGCGCGCGGGACUCUGGCGUGCCACCCCUGGGCAGUAAUGUGACUCUGCAAGUGUUCGUGCUUGAUGAGAAUGACAAUGCACCCGUGUUACUGGGACCUUGGACACAAGGAGCAGGUGGCACUAUGCACAAGCUGGUGUCCAGAUCAGUUGGUGCUGGCCACGUUAUGGCAAAGGUGCGGGCGGUGGACGCAGACUCUGGCUACAAUGCGUGGCUGUCUUAUGAACUGCUGCCUGCCAAGGGCAGCACUCGAAGUCCAUUCCGCGUGGGACUGUACACUGGCGAGAUCAGCACCACACGCUUGCUGGAUGAGGCGGACAUGGUGGGUCAGACCCUGCUGAUUGUGGUGAAGGACCACGGUGAACCGGCACUGAUGGCCACCGCCACAGUGCUGGUGUCUCUGGUGGAGAGUGGUCAGAUGCCAAAGGCCUCUUUGCGGGUAUCAGUUGGAGCUGCAGACCCAGAGAUGGGGCUGGUGGAUGUCAACGUGUACCUGAUCAUAGCCAUCUGCGCAGUGUCCAGCUUGUUGGUGCUCACACUGCUACUAUACACGGCAUUUCGGUGCACUGAGGCACCCAGUGAGGACACAUGCUGCAAUCCUGGGAAGCCCACGCUGGUGUGCUCCAGCGCAGUGGGGAGCUGGUCAUACUCUCAGCAGAGGAGGCAGAGAGUGUGCUCUGGUGAGAGUCCACCCAAGACUGACCUCAUGGCUUUCAGCCCUAGUGUUCCUCCUGGUUCAGGUUCUGGAGAUAGUGGAGUUCAACAGGAGAGCUUCGAGAAUGUGAGUAUGUUAAUACUCUGA
Molecule: messenger RNA, 2496 nt
Organism: Sciurus carolinensis (gray squirrel)
Lineage: Eukaryota; Metazoa; Chordata; Mammalia; Rodentia; Sciuridae
Product: protocadherin alpha-10-like
Exons: 1
Coding region: 1-2496 (831 amino acids)
Biological process (GO): homophilic cell-cell adhesion
Cellular component (GO): plasma membrane
Molecular function (GO): calcium ion binding
Source: RefSeq, a predicted model, not a curated record